AUGGAUAUCAAAUCAGUUGAUUUGGUAUCCUAUCUGUUCUCAAAUCCUCUCAACACACCCCUGGACCGUCCUUUGUACAUCGACGCUAUUUCAGGAAAGCAAUAUACUCUUGGAGAUGUGAUUCAACGCACACGCUCUCUAUCCAACGGCCUUCGGCAAAGCAUUGGCGUUGAGCCCAACGAUGUUGUAGCAUUGCUGAGUCCCAACACAAUCGAUUACCCUGUGGUAUGCCAUGCAAUUAUCGGCUCCAGGGCUAUCGUUUCUCCAACCAGUGCAGCUUUGACCGCACUUGAGUUGAAUGCUCAACUCAAGACUAGCGGGGCAAGAUUCAUCAUUGUCCAUUCAUCUUUGCUGGAGACUGCCCAAAAAGCAGCACAGGGAACAUCCAUUGAGAAGAUCGUCUUGAUAGAUGGCCAAUCGCCAGUUAAUGGUCAACCUACAUGCAAUCAUCUCGCCAGCACAUUUGCCCCCGAUGAUUUCCUCGCUAUAGAUCCGUCCGAGGCAGAUAACCAACCGGCAUUCAUCUGCUUUUCAUCUGGAACAUCAGGCGCAGCCAAGGGUGUCGUUACAACACACAAGAAUAUCACCUCAAAUAUCCAGCAAUGGCGUCACUAUCUAGACGGUGGUCUUCCCUCCCAGCGACCAGCAAGAAAAUCCGCCGUUGCAUUCUUGCCAUUCAGCCAUAUCUAUGGAUUCAACCUGUUCAUGUGUCAGUGUUUGAUGUGGGGUACAACAGUGGCCGUCAUGACAAAAUUCGACCUCGAUCUGUACCUCAGUUGCAUUCAGAAAUACCGACCAGACGAGUUGUCAUUGGUGCCACCCAUUGCUCUGCUGUUGGUCAAAGAUCCACGGGUCUCCAAGUACGAUCUAAGCAGCGUGCGCAAGAUCAUGUCCGCCGCUGCACCUUUGACAAUCGAACUAGCCUCCGCGCUCGAGGCCAAGCUCACGGCCAUUGCCAAGACAGAGCGGAAUACGGGCGUGGGCUGUCUUGCCCCGAACAUGCAGCUCCGCUUUGUGGAUCCCGAGUCCAUGAAAGACGCAGCUGUCAAAGUUGACGGGUCCACAGAGGCUGCGGAGAUCUGGUGCCGUGGUCCGAACGUCGUGGGCGGCUAUUACAACAACGACAAAGCAACGGAAGAGUCAUACCACGUGGACGAAGAUGGGACGAGGUGGUUCCGCACGGGUGAUAUCGGCACCAUCGAUAGAGAUGGGUAUGUCGCCAUCCUGGAUCGCAUCAAGGAAAUGAUCAAGUACAAGGGACUGCAGGUCAUCCCUAGCGAGCUGGAGGGAAAGCUCGUCGACCACCCUGAUGUGGAGGAUGCGGCUGUGACUGGAAUGUGGGUGGAGGACAGGGCCACUGAGCUCCCGGUUGGCUUUGUGGUUUUGAGUCGCCAAGCUAAGGACCGGGAUCAGAAGGCUGUUCUUGAUGGGAUCCACGCUUGGCUGAAUGAGCGCGUUUCCAACCACAAGCGUCUGCGGGGGGGCAUCCAAGUCUUGUCGCAAAUUCCCAAGUCGCCAAGUGGAAAGAUCCUACGUAGGGAGCUGAGAGAUCUACUGAAGAGUCAAGUGCCUAAAGCUCGUCUGUGA
Messenger RNA from Penicillium robsamsonii, 1587 nucleotides. Its product is annotated as AMP-dependent synthetase/ligase. The record is from RefSeq and is a predicted model, not a curated record. The transcript has 2 exons. Gene Ontology annotation, molecular function: CoA-ligase activity. Bases 1 to 1587 code for a protein of 528 amino acids. Gene Ontology annotation, biological process: secondary metabolic process. Lineage: Eukaryota; Fungi; Ascomycota; Eurotiomycetes; Eurotiales; Aspergillaceae.